AUGAAAGGAGUUCAGAAGACUCCUCUUUUUCUUCUUCUCCUUCAUAUUUCCUUUCUUUUCUUGCUUCCAUUGAACGCCGCAUCAUCACCAAGAACACAAGCAGAAGCUCUCAUAACCUGGAAGAACGACUUUGCUUCUUCACCACCUUCUCUCAAUUCUUGGUCCGUCACAAACCUCAACAACCUUUGCAAUUGGACUGCCAUUGUCUGUGACCACAACACCAAAUCAAUUUCCCAAAUUGACCUCUCCAACUUCAACAUCUCUGCAACACUAACCCAUUUCAACUUCACCCCAUUUCUCAAUCUCACCCAAUUCAAACUCAAGGGCAACAAUUUCACAGGACCUGUGCCAUCUGCCAUUGGCAAACUCUCCAAGCUCACAACUUUGGACUUGGACACCAACUUAUUCAGUCAAGAAAUACCUGUACAGAUAGGCAUGUUGACUGAGCUUCAGUAUUUGAGUUUCUUCAACAACAGUCUCACUGGUGUAAUUCCCUAUCAGCUUAGCAAUCUCCAAAAGGUACAGUUUUUGAAUCUUGGAGCCAACUACUAUUUAGAAACUCCUGACUGGUCUAAAUUUUCAGGCAUGGCUUCUUUGACACACCUUGAUUUUUCUCCAAACACUCUUGAUUCAGAAGUCCCAGAAUUUAUAUCUAAAUGUUUGAACUUGACAUUCCUGGACUUGUCUGAAAAUGCUUUCACUGGUAAAAUUCCAGAAGCGGUAUUUACCAAUCUGGGCAAGCUCAAACACCUUCAUUUAGCAUGGAACAAUUUCAGUGGUCCAAUUCCUGAAGAUAUUGGUUUGAUAUCUGGUCUUCAGCAUAUUGACUUGGAAGGGAAUUACCUUGAAGGGCCAAUUCCAUCAUCUAUAGGCCAACUCAGGGAGCUUAAAUACCUUGAUCUUCAAAUGAAUUUCUUAAACUCUUCAAUCCCUUCUGAGCUUGGUCUUUGUACUAACCUCACCUACUUGGCCCUGGCUUCCAAUUUCCUCAGUGGGAAAAUUCCACCUUCUAUAGGCCAACUAAGAGGGCUCCGGUACCUUGAUCUUAGUUCCAAUUCCUUAAAUUCUUCAAUCCCUUCUGAGCUUGGUUUUUGUACCAACCUCACCCACUUGGACCUGACUUCCAAUCACCUUGAAGGGAAAAUUCCAUCCUCUAUAGGCCAACUGAGGGAGCUUCAGCACCUUGAUCUUCAAAUGAAUUCCUUAGACUCUUCAAUCCCAUCUGAGCUUGGUUUUUGUACCAACCUCACCUACUUGGACCUGUCUUCCAAUCACCUUGAAGGGAAAAUUCCAUCCUCUAUAGGCCAACUCAGGGAGCUUCAGAACCUUUAUCUUCAAAUGAAUUCCUUAAACUCUUCAAUCCCUUCUGAGCUUGGUUUUUGUUUCAGCCUCACCUACUUGGAUCUUUCGAGAAACCAGCUCUCUGGGUCAAUUCCUCUAACACUAAGCAACCUUGCACAUAUUCAGAGCUUAGAUCUUUCCAACAACAAUCUCAAUGGCUCAUUCCCGACAGAGAUUGCCUUCCCACUCCUGGGGAAUUUUUAUUUGUCUCAAAACAAUUUCACAUACAAUACUUUUGUUGGAAACUCUGACUUGUGUAGAGAUGCUAGGGGCCUAUCUAGAGCGUGCAAUUCCAAAAAAAAUAACAAGAAAGUUAUAAUUGGUGUCCUUGUACCUGUUUGUGUUAUAUCAGUGGUUGCAAUUACAAUUGCUCUGAUUCUUAUGUUCCAUAAGAAAACCAAGUGUGCACUUAAGAAAAUCAAUAGUACUGCUCAAAACUUUGAGAAUUUUGUGUCAAUGAUAUUGCAAGAAGAAGUAAAAUUUACGUUUGGGGAAGUUGUAAAGGCCAUAGACGAUUUUCAUGAGAAGUACUGUAUUGGAAAAGGAGGAUUUGGAAGAGUAUACAAGGCAGAGUUGCUAUCAGGUCAAGUUGUGGCAGUUAAGAGGCUUAACAUGUCAGACUCUAACGACAUUCCAGCAAUCAAUCUCCAAAGUUUCGAGAAUGAAAUAAGAACUUUAACAAAUCUCCGACAUAGGAACAUCAUUCAGCUAUACGGGUUCUGUUCAAGGAGGGAAUGCAUCUUCUUGCUCUAUGAAUAUUUAGAGAGAGGCAGCCUGGGAAAGGCAUUGUAUGGGGUUGAAGGGGUAACAGAACUUGGAUGGGCUACAAGGGUCAAAGUUGUGAAAGGAUUAGCUCAUGCACUUUCUUACUUGCACCAUGACUGCUCUCCACCAAUUGUGCACCGUGAUGUAACUGUCAACAAUGUAUUGCUCGAGUCAGAUUUCGAAGCCCGACUUUCUGAUUUUGGAACAGCAAGACUGAUUAGUGCCAAUUCAUCCAACUGGACCCAUAUUGUUGGCUCAUUUGGCUACAUGGCACCAGAGCUUGCAUUGACAAUGCGAGUCACGGAUAAGUGUGAUGUGUAUAGCUUUGGGGUGGUGGCGCUGGAAGUUAUGAUGGGAAGGCACCCAGGGGAUCUGCUAGAAUCCCAGCUAUCAAAAUCAUCAAAAUCAAUGACGGAGGACAAUGCAGAGUUGCUUUUGAAGGAUUUGUUAGACCAAAGGCUGGAGGCUCCAAGUAAUGAAUUGGCAAAGGCAGUGGUGGUUGUGAUGAGUUUAGCCUUGGGUUGUAUACGUACGCGUCCCGGGUCUCGACCUACAAUGCUUUAUGUAGCACAAAAACUAUCAGCUCGUAGUCUGCCUUCCCUUCCUGAACCAUUUGGCAUGCUAACCAUCAACAAGCUCAUGGGGAUAUAAAAAAUAAAACUAGUUGGAAAGUUUUCUGUGUGUAAGAGAAAUUCUUAUACCAUGUAUGUUAACAUUAACAUCUGCAA
Molecule: messenger RNA, 2834 nt
Organism: Prunus dulcis (almond)
Lineage: Eukaryota; Viridiplantae; Streptophyta; Magnoliopsida; Rosales; Rosaceae
Product: MDIS1-interacting receptor like kinase 2-like
Exons: 2
Coding region: 1-2757 (918 amino acids)
Biological process (GO): protein phosphorylation
Molecular function (GO): ATP binding; protein kinase activity; protein binding
Source: RefSeq, a predicted model, not a curated record